Messenger RNA from Mya arenaria, 3298 nucleotides. Its product is annotated as protein FAM151A-like. The record is from RefSeq and is a predicted model, not a curated record. Lineage: Eukaryota; Metazoa; Mollusca; Bivalvia; Myida; Myidae. The transcript is spliced from 7 exons. Bases 267 to 1874 code for a protein of 535 amino acids.
ACAUCUUCAAUAAAGACUUAGCGUUCAACCAAGGAACUAUUUACGUUCGUGAGUUAGCCGGAGUAUAUUUGCUUUUAGCACGUAACAAUAUUUACCUUUUAAUUCCGAGUGUUUAUGAAAUACCAUCAUACUACUAUCAUAGUUGUGUACAAUUAAGACACGUAGUGAAACCACGAAUGAAUGUUUUGAUGUUUAUAGAGUUUAAAACUGUGCUUAUUAUCACCUGUAUGUUUUUCUAAAUACAGGACGGACAUUCUAUACAGGAAAUGUCGGGGAAAUCGAGCAAGCGGCCUCUGAUCCUUGUCACAGUGUGUGCCGCCCUGUUUAUCGGACUGCUGAUAGCAGUGAUUGUCAUUGUACUCAAAAAGGAUGACGUGUCCCCAGCACCCUAUCUGCCUCAGGAAUGCCCAUCAGCUUCAAAUCUCGAACACAUAACGGGACAGAAAGACGGUCUUGGUGUUAGCUGGUAUACAGGAAACAUUACUGUGAAAGAAGACAUUACACGUUUGCGAGAUGAGAAGACCAAUAUUGUGGAGAUCCUGUUAUCCCAGACACAAGCAGGUGUUUUUGUUAUCAAAGGCACAUCGAUAACGUUAAAAGAAAGCCUGGAAAUUCUUCAUCGUUCAAGCACACUGCUUAAGAUAAAGUCAGAGAUAGCAUCGACAGAGACGUUUAUAAAAAUCCUAGCUGAAAUUGGUCAGUCAGAUGCAAAGGUGAUGUUGACUUUGCCUACUCAAAAACCUGGCAUCAAUGCAACAAGUAUUCUUACCAGACUGAUCGAUCAUUCAAACGUCACAGUUGCACUUGAUCUAAAUGAUCAAUGCUGCGUCAAUAAAAUAGGAAAAGGAACAUUGGAAUACUUUCACGAUUUAACAAGCACGAUGAUAGCAUCAGUUGAAGUAGAUAUCAGAAGCUUAUCAAAGUCUUGGGAUGGUCUGAGGUUGGCUUUGAACAUUGAUCAAAACCUAACACUUAUCGUUACAAUGAAUGAAGAAACAAAUGCUUACGAAAGAUUGUGGGAUGUUCUCUUAGCGAGAAACGAUAUCGACGAAAACAAAUUGUUGUACAACAUGAAAGGAUACUCUGCGGCGUUUAAGACAAUGUCAUCGUCUGCUGGAAGCCCUUUAAUUUAUUUUGACAUUAUGCCCCGAGAUGCGAGUAAAAUCAUUUGGAGCCACAACACAGAUACGUGGGAACAACUAAAUGCUGCCACUGAAGGAAAUGUUAUGAUGAUAGAAGGAGAUAUUCGACUAUUUGCUGAAGGAACAUCCAAUAAAACUGAUACUCCGAUAAUGGCACAUGAUGAAGGGGAUUAUAACAAUCUUUCUUUUGCACAGUGGCUCGAUGCAAUUAUCAAGGUUGACAAAGGAAUGAAAUUCGAUUUUAAAUCAAUUGGGGCUGUGAGGCCAGCAUUAACAAUUACAAACAGACGACUUGAAAUAAAUGGACCGAUCUGGUUAAAUGCUGAUUUGUUAGCUGGACCAGGCCAGAAGCCGCCGACCGUUCCGGCGCAAGAAUUCCUGGACGCUGUUGAAUUAUUUCCUGAAGCAACACUUUCGAUAGGAUGGACUACAAUUCAAAAAGGGAACAACACGCAUUUGAAGUACACAAUGGAUAAUGUGCAAGAAAUACAUGAGCUAUGCAGAAAUCUUUCGCAACCUGUCACAUUUCCAGUUCGCGCGGAACAGUUUAGAGACUCAUUAGAUGAAUUUGAUUGGUUGUUAUCCCAGUCACGUAGUUACACGCUGACUAUAUGGACCGGAAAAGGUGACAAUGUGACGCAAGAUGAUAUGACUUUUAUGAAAGGGCAGUUUGAAAGGUCACGAGUGUACUUUGACCUUCCUGUAGAUUUGAGACCGACGUUAUAUAUAUGACAGACUGCUUUUCAGAAGUUGAGUCCUGUAGCUGAUUACGAUACGGAAUAUUGCACAGAAAUGAGUCAUUGCAUGGCUCAAAUCGUGACAGUUGAAACGAUUACGCGUUGGAGUAUAAACAUAGCUUAACACAUUGUGUCAUGCGUAUCAUUUACAUUGAAUAUGUAACCAGAUUUCAACGUAGAUAAUCAGUUAAAAAGAUCAACUAGUAUAAACGAGAAUCGAUAUGUAAACAUUAAAUUGUAAUUUUAAAAGCAAUUAUGUAAUUUUACAACGUUAAAUUGUGUCGACAUUUGUCAGACUCAGUUAAUUUUGUAUUGAAUAUAGAAGCUAUUGAAUAUAGUUGCGGCGCAAUCCUUUUUGUUUAAGGAUAAGAACUUUAAUGUAACACCAACGUAUACGUUUGUUUCCCCAGCUCAUUGUCGUUUGAAUCCCACUGCUCUGUUUCUCUAAUCAGGGAUUUCUUUUGAUUUUUAGACUAGUGGGCCCCUUUUCAAUAAAGAACUUUUAGUCGUAAAUCUUACGCUGCUUAAGAGUGGUCGGGUUCAACCGUAAAGUUACGGGAAGAAUCAUUGCGAUAAAUGUCUUUACGUUUAUUUUAUUGAAACGCAGCUUACGCCAAAAACGGAGUUACGUCUAGAAAGUUACGAUCUUAAGCCUUACGAUCUUUAUUGAAAUGGGGCACAUGACUUUUUCUCUUUAGAUUUUAUUGUAUUUUCGUUCAGUAAAAUAUUGCUGAUGACGUAAUUCUUUGAUGAACCAUCUUCUCUGUACAUAUAUCAGUCACGCUGUCGCGCAAUUUGGAUGGUCUAUGAUUCAAAAAUCAGUACAUAAAGGCCUGUGCCGUCUUACUUAUCAGUUUUGCAAAACAAGACAUUGGGUUAAAACAAGCACCUGUAAUAUGGCCGUUCAUGGUUUAAUAGGUAGAUACCCAUUAUAUGUAUAUAGAUAUGCUAGAAUUGUAACAGUUUGGUGUAAGAUUUUUUUUCUUCAGAUAACAUUAUUAUAAAUAACCUUUACAAUGAUAUGUUUGGUAGUCUUGAUACUCGUUAUAAUUGGGCUAAUGAAGUAAACACUUUGUUAGAUAUAAAUGUAUUAUCUUAUGUGUGGAUAAAUCCAAACUAAUUCAAUUCAUUAAUUUGAAAAAUCUCCAUAUUUUGUUUAAAAUAGAGUGAUCGAUGUCUUUAUACAGACAUGGUAAGAAAACGUAUACAAAUGCCAUAUCUUAUCAGGGGCGUAGCGUGGGAAGAACUGAGUUUACUCGAAAUAUGUCAUUUGUUUGCGGGGGGUCCGGGGGUCCUCCCCCUGAAUUUGUUUUUAGAAUGCAAAAUCAGGGGCUUAGGGGCUUAAAUUGAUAUCAACUGUAUUGUUUUUUAAGCUGAUUUUUUUGUCUAGUUUUUCAAAAUAAAAUGAAGGAGAUCAUA